CCCCCGCCGCGGCGGCGGGCACCACUCGGCCGCCGGUGGCCUCGGCGGCGGCAGCGGCGCGAUGCGGACCGGCCGCGGUGCGGCGGGCGGGGAGGCGGCGGCCGAGGAGGAGGCGGCCGAUGCGGCCAAGCGCGGCGGAGCGGCGGGGCGGGCGCGGGGCCGCGGCGGGAAGGGGUCCCCGAACGGCGAGUGCCGGCGGGGGGACCCACCACGGAGCCCCGGCCCGGAGCCUCCCCGGGAGCCCAAAGUGUCCUUCUCCUGCGGCGGCGGCGGCGCGUCCCCCGGCGGGGCCAAGGCGGCCGAGGAGGGCGCGGGUGAGGAUGCGGGCGAGGAGGCCCGCGGCAGCCAGGCCAGCUUCAUGCAGCGGCAGUUCGGGGCGAUGCUCCAGCCCGGCGUCAACAAGUUCUCGCUGCGGAUGUUCGGCUCGCAGAAGGCGGUGGAACGAGAGCAGGAGCGCGUCAAGUCGGCGGGGGCCUGGAUCAUCCACCCCUACAGCGACUUCAGGUUUUACUGGGACUUCACGAUGCUGCUCUUCAUGGUGGGCAACCUGAUCAUCAUCCCCGUGGGCAUCACCUUCUUCAAGGAGGAGACCACGGCACCUUGGAUCGUGUUCAACGUGGUCUCCGACACCUUCUUCCUGAUGGACCUGGUGCUGAACUUCCGCACAGGGAUUGUCAUUGAGGACAACACGGAAAUCAUCCUGGACCCGGAGAGGAUCAAGAAGAAGUACCUCAAGACUUGGUUUGUGGUGGACUUUGUUUCCUCCAUCCCCGUGGACUACGUCUUCCUCAUAGUGGAGAAGGGAAUAGACUCGGAGGUGUACAAGACGGCCCGUGCACUGCGCAUCGUGCGCUUCACCAAGAUCCUCAGCCUCCUGCGCCUGCUCCGCCUCUCCCGGCUCAUCCGCUACAUCCACCAGUGGGAGGAGAUUUUCCACAUGACGUAUGACCUGGCCAGCGCAGUGAUGAGGAUCAUCAAUCUCAUCGGGAUGAUGCUGCUGCUCUGCCACUGGGACGGCUGCCUGCAGUUCCUGGUGCCCAUGCUGCAGGACUUCCCGCAGAACUGCUGGGUCUCCAUCAACGGGAUGGUGAACGACUCGUGGAGCGAGCUCUACUCCUUCGCCCUCUUCAAGUCCAUGAGCCACAUGCUCUGCAUCGGCUACGGGAAGCAGGCGCCCGAGAGCAUGACGGACAUCUGGCUGACCAUGCUGAGCAUGAUCGUGGGGGCCACCUGCUACGCCAUGUUCAUCGGCCACGCCACCGCCCUCAUCCAGUCCCUGGACUCCUCGCGGCGUCAGUACCAGGAGAAGUACAAGCAGGUGGAGCAGUACAUGUCCUUCCACAAGCUGCCCGCCGACUUCCGACAGAAGAUCCAUGACUACUACGAGCACCGCUACCAGGGCAAGAUGUUCGACGAGGACAGCAUCCUGGGGGAGCUCAACGAGCCCCUGCGCGAGGAAAUUGUGAACUUCAACUGCCGCAAGCUGGUGGCCUCGAUGCCCCUGUUUGCCAACGCGGACCCCAACUUUGUCACCGCGAUGCUCACCAAGCUGAAGUUCGAGGUGUUUCAGCCGGGUGACUACAUCAUCCGCGAGGGCACCAUUGGCAAGAAGAUGUACUUCAUCCAGCACGGGGUGGUCAGCAUCCUCACCAAGGGCAACAAGGAGAUGAAACUCUCUGACGGCUCCUACUUCGGAGAAAUCUGCCUGCUGACGCGGGGCCGGCGCACGGCCAGCGUCCGGGCGGACACCUACUGCCGCCUCUACUCGCUCUCGGUGGACAACUUCAACGAGGUGCUGGAGGAGUACCCCAUGAUGAGACGGGCCUUCGAGACCGUGGCCAUCGACCGCCUCGACCGCAUCGGGAAGAAGAACUCGAUCCUGCUCCACAAAGUGCAGCACGACCUCAACUCGGGUGUCUUCAACAACCAGGAGAACGAGAUCAUCCAGGAGAUCGUCAAGUACGACCGGGAGAUGGUGCAGCAGGCGGAGCUGCAGCAGCACACGGCCAUGUACAGCCCGGUCCAGCCGCAGGUCACCUCGGCCAUUGCCACACUCCAGCAAGCCGUGGCCAUGAGCUUCUGCCCGCAGAUGGCCAGCCCGCUGGUGGGCUCCAUGGCGCUGGGCUCGCCCCGCAUGAUGCGCCGCUUGCAGUACGCCCAGGCCGUGCCCAGCCCCUUCGCCGUCUCCCCCGUCCUGCUGCAGCAGAGCCCCCCGCAGCAGCCGCAGCCCCCAGCGCCCCACGCCAACCCCUCGCCGGACCCGGCCCAGCCCGCAGCCCUGCCCACCAACGCCUUCGCCGCGGCCAGCCCGCCGUCCCAAAGCCCCCUGGCCAGCCGGACGUUCGCCUAUGGCGGGGCCGCGGGGCAGGGGGGCUCCCAGCUGUCCCUGGGCCAGCAGCAGCCGCCCGGCUCGCCGCAGCGCCUGGCCGCGCACAAGAGCACGCAGGCGCUGCCCACCAGCAGCCUCAGCCAGGAGUCGCGGCCCCUCUCGGCCUCGCAGCCCUCCCUGCCCCACGGGCUGGCGGCCGGCAGCACCCAGAGCCCACCGGCCUCGGCCCGCGAGUCCUGCUCCUCCAUCGGCGGGGGCCCGGCUGCCGCUUCACCAGGCCCUGGCCCCCCGGCCACACUGCGGGGCCAGGCCCCGCCGCGGGGACCCCCGGUGCACCCGGCGCCCACGGGCUCGGGGCUGGCGGGGCCGCCCGCCACGCCACAGGACUCGGCCCGCAAGGAUUCGGCGGCCAGCACGCCCGACACGGACCCGGCCAAGUCCAGGCUCUCUUCCAACUUGUGACCUCCGCAUCGCGCGGGGACGAGGCGCCGCGGCAGCGGGUCCCGUCUUCCCGUCCCGUCCCGCGCCACCCUGGCAGAGGAGCCACAGCCACAGCCACCCCAGCAGCUGCUGGGGUGGGCACAGGGCCCCUGUGCCCCCCACCUGCUCUGAGGACACGGCAGGGCCGGGCUGAGCCCCCACCCAUGUCACCUGCAACCAAAGUCUGGCCCCAUGUCCCACUCCCCACGGCGAAGCCGCACUGCCCCCAGCCCCUCGGCUGCCCCAUAGAAGCCACAGCUGCAUCAUCCCGUGACCAGUGCAUAUAUGAUAUUUAUGACCCAAAUACAUCCCCCUGUGUGCACCCGCAGGACACCGCCCCAGGGCUUUCAGCACGCUGGCCCCCGCGCCUGCGCGUGUCCCUGCGUCCCCCCCAUGGACCCCGGGUGAGGGGGGACAGUCCAGGACUGGAGGUAAGUUGGGGGGGGUCUGAGGGAUGGUCGCCCCAAGGCUGGUGAGCACCGUGUGUGUGUGCACCCGCAGACACACGUGCAGGGGGUGUGUACAUGCGGUGUACGUCACACCCCUGCCACACGCACCGGAGACUCCCACGGUGCCCACACGUGGCGGCGGAGCCAGGGCUCCCACGCCAUCGCGGUGUCACACAGCCGGGGACAGGGCCCCGCUCCCGGCGUCCACCUUCCAUCCAGCCCAUCCUGUGCAAUAAACGUCAGCGACUGACAGCGCUA
Columba livia (rock pigeon) is the source of this 3516-nucleotide messenger RNA. RefSeq names its product hyperpolarization activated cyclic nucleotide gated potassium and sodium channel 2 (gene HCN2). Gene Ontology annotation, molecular function: voltage-gated potassium channel activity. The record is from RefSeq and is a predicted model, not a curated record. Bases 62 to 2791 code for a protein of 909 amino acids. Gene Ontology annotation, biological process: sodium ion transmembrane transport; regulation of membrane depolarization; potassium ion transmembrane transport. Lineage: Eukaryota; Metazoa; Chordata; Aves; Columbiformes; Columbidae. The transcript is spliced from 8 exons. Gene Ontology annotation, cellular component: HCN channel complex; dendrite; membrane.